Molecule: messenger RNA, 3385 nt
Organism: Anopheles funestus (African malaria mosquito)
Lineage: Eukaryota; Metazoa; Arthropoda; Insecta; Diptera; Culicidae
Product: zinc metalloproteinase-disintegrin-like EoMP06
Exons: 4
Coding region: 725-3211 (828 amino acids)
Biological process (GO): membrane protein ectodomain proteolysis
Molecular function (GO): metalloendopeptidase activity
Source: RefSeq, a predicted model, not a curated record
UGCAAUAUCCACGAUUCUCAGUCGUGUUGUGACCGGACGCCGCGCUAGAACACUUUCGUUCUCUUGCCAUCUUUUCGGUAGAAUCAUUAAAUGAAAAAAGGUGACUUGCGUGGGCCACUUCGUGGACAUUUUACGUGGCUGUAUACACGCAAAACGAAAUAUAAAAAGCGUCUGCAAUAGUGUGGAAAAUAAAAUUCAAACGCGCCAAGACCGACCUAUCUUCUCCAUCGGCCAUCGGGUGAAUCUAGCGAGUUUCGCGGGAAAUAUCUUUGCGCGACAGUUUAUUAAAAGAAACACGACCAGUACAAACCGGCAAGUAAGUGCGGUUUCGGGUGGUUUUUUGGUGGCCGCUCAAACCCCGCUAGAGAAGACUAUCGAGCAAAAGUGGGUUAGAGUUUGUGCACGCGACAACCCCUAUAGGAGUGUUUCUGCAAGCAAGCAAGCAAGCGCCGUUCGACACGCCGUUGGUGUUCACCUGUCGGGUGGAAAAGCGGGCCCGGCAUUAGUCCCAUGGCCAAAUCGAAAGUGAUGCCCGAGAUCUUGACUGGUCGAGCGAAUCCGUUCAUGCGACCUUAGCACCAAUAUUUGAGUUUGUAUUCCCUCCCGCCUGCCCGAAACACACUGCCAAAGGAAGCGCAAGGCGCGUACUUUUCUGUGAUAUUUCCCGCCAUCACCGACCCACACAUUCAUCCAUAUCAGUUUGGCCGGCCAGCGAGUAAACAGGAUGGAGUCGUUAGCUUGGUCAUUCUCGAUAGUAGUACUAGCGAUAGUGUUGAUGGUAACACCGUUGGAAGGAUUAAAAAAUCAUAAGCCACAUCAACACCCUGGAAAUGAUGAUGGUACCAAUCGGAACUUGCCAUUACAGAAGGCUGGCAACGCCGACGAUGGAAUCCUUAAUCCUAUUUACCCCCUGAUGGUACCUUCGCAGAAGCAGGACACGGUCACACUGACCUACAAUCAUGGUGGCAAGGUCACCGUGUUACCACUGAUCCAGAGUCAUGGUCGGACGACUGGUGAUUGUCAGUACUAUCGGGCAGGAACGCAAUCUCGUACCAGACACGAUGGUCAACCUAGCACCGAAGUUUUCAGCUGCGAUGGUCGCAUCCGGGGAACAAUCCGUUUACCGGAAGGAACGUUCCAGAUUGAGUACGAUACUAAGGCGGGGGUUCACUUUAUUCGACGACUGAUGGACCUGCAGCGCCACCGAGAGGGGAAGCAUCGCACGAAACGGACUCAUAUCAGUACACUGAGAGGCCCGUACCAGGCAAAUGCACAUUCGAACUACGUCGAGUUAUUGCUCGUCGUGGAUAAUUCACUGUUUCGCAAGCUGGACCAGGAUGUCUGGAGAGUGUAUCAGUAUUGUGCCCACCUCGUUAACCAUAUCAACAUGCUGUACAACCCACUGAACAUUUUCAUCGCCCUCACGGACGUUGUCGUGUGGAAGGAUGUGGAUCGUAUCAACGUGUCUACGCGUGCAGAAGAAACGCUCAACAGCUUCCUCUCAUACCGAUCCACGGUACUACUAAACAAUCAUCCGCACGAUCACGCCCAACUUCUGACAGCGAUCGAGUUUAAGGACAAUGUGAUCGGAAAGGCCAAAGUAGGCGGCAUGUGCUCGGAUCGCAGCUCGGGUGCGAUCGUACGCGUCCACACGGAUGAUGUGGUGGUACAGGCUAGCACACUGGCCCACGAGAUGGGUCACAGCUUUACGAUGGAGCACGAUGAGGAUGGUGAUUGUGCCUGUCCCGAUCGGAAGUGCAUCAUGACACGCACCGUGACGGGACUAACGCUUCAACACUGGAGCAACUGCAGUCUGGAACAGUUGUCCACGGCUUUUGGACGGGGGCUGCACCAUUGUCUAUCGAACCGUCCGACGCAUCUGGCGUUCGAGAGCUGUGGUAAUGGAUUCGUGGAAGCGGGUGAGGAAUGCGAUUGUGGCCUAGAGGAAGCGUGUGAGAAUAGUUGUUGUGACGCAAAGACAUGUCGAUUACGGGAAGGCGCACAGUGUGCCACGGGUGAAUGUUGUGAUCUAGAGACGUGUAAGUUGCGUGAGCCUGCAGUGCCAUGUCGACAAGCACGAGGCGAAUGUGAUCUACCCGAGUACUGUACCGGACGGUCGGAGUUCUGUCCAGCGGAUGUCUAUCGACGAGAUACGGAACAAUGCGCCGGCGGAGAAGCGCAUUGCAUUGAAGGACGCUGUCGUACGCGGACGGAUCAGUGUCGUGCACUGUGGGGACCCUCGGGACAUGCGGCCAGCGAGGCAUGUUACGAGGCAAAUGCGCAGGGUACCAAGUACGGCAACUGUGGCUACGAGGGACGCCCGGCAGAAAGCUUCCGAAAGUGUGCUACAGCGGAUGUGAUGUGCGGAUUGCUGUUCUGUCACCAUCACAAGCCGGACGAGGAACUGGAGCUGGGCGAAUAUAAUGGAGACUCGCGGUACAGCGUGCAGAAAGGCAAUGAGACGAUGCGUCACGUUCUGUGUCGCUCGGCUUACGUUGAUUUGGGUGAUGGUCAAGGGCGCCAUCCAGCUUUCGUACCGGACGGAGCACCCUGUGGCGAAGGCCGGAUGUGCUACAGACAGCGGUGUGAGAGUGUGGAGCGACUGAACGCGUGGGGACUCGGUGGCAAGACGUGUACGCACGAUUGCUUUGGACGCGGUGUGUGCAACAGUGAGGGACAUUGCCAUUGCCAGCUGGGAUAUGAUCCACCGUACUGUGAGCAUUCCGGUGUUGGAGGAUCGCUCGACAGUGGGCCUGCCUCUACCGAAACGGGAACCAUAAAUGACUUGCUAACGUACGCAGCCUUCACACUGGUGUUAUUACUUUUGUUGAUAUCGGUUGCCGUCUAUGUCCGCAGUUUACGUGCUGGUAUCGUAUCUCAAUGGGGACGUGGCCAUUGGCGUGGUUGCAAAGUUCGUGGCACCAGUCUUCGUGAACCAAUCAAAGCGGUCACACCAAUUGCUGCACGCGACAUAUCGCUUCCGAAGUAUCACUCGUCAACGCGCGACAUUAGCGACGAUCAGCAGUAUCGACCGAUCGCAGGAACGUCCUGGGAGACAGAAACAGACCCAGGAGUUAGAGUGCUAACAGUGGCUAGACCACAGGAAGGUACACACGGACAUCCGGUAACGAUCGAGUACCGGAUCGUACCGAGCACUCGCCGCCACGCCCCACUCCCACCCAUUCCGAUCCAUCGACAAAGACCAUUUUAGCCAGACUUCCCGUUUGCUCAAACGAAAUCACCAACGAACAAUAAUCUCCACACUCUUAUACAUGUCUUCGUCCCGUUUUUUAACGUAAGCUCUUCGUGUAAGAUAUUAAAGGCAAUAAAAACUCACCCACUUUUUCUAGUCAUAUCUGAUAGAUAAUGCUAAAGUUCGUAAAAA